Messenger RNA from Seriola dumerili (greater amberjack), 7052 nucleotides. It is a transcript of the gene alms1, whose product is annotated as platelet binding protein GspB-like. Gene Ontology annotation, cellular component: centrosome; cytosol; centriole. The transcript has 16 exons. Lineage: Eukaryota; Metazoa; Chordata; Actinopteri; Carangiformes; Carangidae. The record is from RefSeq and is a predicted model, not a curated record. The coding region runs from base 1 to 6774 and encodes 2257 amino acids. Gene Ontology annotation, biological process: regulation of centriole replication.
AUGGAACACAACUUUGCUGAAUAUUCUUUAUUCCAACAAAGUGACCAUGAGUUUGCCCCUUUAAGGGCAUACCCAGACAUUUCCAUGGCAUCAGACAGGUUUCACUUUCCACUCCAGGAUGCUACUACUCAGGCCUCUGAGCGUGGCUCACUGUCCCAGCACCCUUUGGCUCAGGCAACUAUCCUUUCUGAAGAAGGAGCAAGCGGCUGCUCUCUGUCCCAGCACAGUUUGUCACCAGGGGAUGAAGGCAGACGAGAGGAAAUAGUUCAUUCCCUACUGACUGCCACCACUGACAGACAGGGAGGACCAUCCAAAGAUGAUGCAAGUAGCAAAGAGAAAGUCUCGGUGACACUUACUAACACUCUAGACAAGCUAGUAGGAAAGGCUGUAGAAGAUGAGACCUUCUUUCUGAAUAAGGAUAUUCCUGCCCAGCAGCUUCUGGAGAUCCUUCAGAAAGAUGUUGGGAUGCCUAGUAGCAGUAGUAGUGCUGUUUCCUCUGCUUCUGAGACAUCUGUGAAGAGCAUUGCAUCUUUUUCCAAAAACUCUAAAAGUAGCAAAGGCUCCAAACCAGGCAUUGACCAAAGCAUGGUUAGAAGAGAAGGUCCUCCAGGUGAAGCUUCUCUUCCACAACAACAGACAAAACAACCGGACAGAGUUACAAACCCUGACCAAUCACGAACACUGUCAUCUGAGGUCUGUAAUAUCACUGUGGGUUCCCGCAGCACUCAGCCUGAUAACAGUAGUGAAGUGUUACACAGAGAGCUAUUGUCUGAGGUAGAGAGGCGCAGCAGCCAUGAAGCUGAAUCUAAAAACCAACAGUGGAAAGGUCCUUCACCUGGUCAGUGUCUCACUCCAUAUCCCACAGAAACAUCUGAAAGCAAGCCAAGUGUAACUCGAACAAAUCUGGGUGGCAUGCCAUGGACAGGGCCGUUUUCAGCAGGGGUUGAACGGGUUCAGAGAGAGCAAGAUCUUUGGUCCUCAGGUAACCAAACAGGGAUUGAUGGGUCCUACCUAGGUUUCCUUCCGCAGUCUCAGUCCACGCCAGGGGUUUUUAAGGCCCCACCCAAAUCCAAUGUCAAGGCUACAUUUGGGCAACUUUCUGCCAUAGAGUCCAGUAAAGAGAACUCCUAUCAGUCAAGCACAGGGAUCUCUCCACAUCCAGCUGUUCCUGAGGCUGACAUCCAUUGCCCAGACACAGCAAAUCAGUGCCAAGAGGAACAUACCUCUUCAAAAGUCCAGUCUCUUCCGAGUCUCAACUAUCUGCAGAAAGUCGACGCUUGGAGGGCAAAUCAGAGUUCUGGCAAAACGUCACUGUUUGAUAGCCUGGCGUUGCAGGGAUUUUCUGGUAUCUCUCCCAAAAAGAAAGCUUAUGAUGCAGUAUCUGACACCCUGAAUCACAUCCUGAGUCAGCAGGCAAGGAAUUUACAACAGCCUCCUGUUUCAAGUGCCUCCAAUCAGAAUGUCAUACAGAGCUCCUCUACGGCUCCUUCUGGCUCCUCUUCCCAAAGAAGAGGGGAGGCAGUGGGCAGUGCGCCUAGUGACAAAGAUAACACUGGGUCUGCAGCAAGACCCUCUGCCUCACCCUUUGGCAGGUCGCAGUCCCACUCCUCUCUUAGCACAGUUGUCAUGUCGGUGCAGAAAGAUCAGCAGACGAGACCUGCAGAAAAAGAGAAGAGUCAGACUCAGGAUGAUGUCCAUCAUCAGCCGAGUACCACAGCUCAACCCUUACCUCUCAUAAGCCUCGGUCAGUUCAGUGAUGUGUCAGUUGAUAGAGACUUUACUCUUUCAAGUUCCCAAGAUAGUUACAACAGUGGAAUUAAAUUGGGAGCUUCCAUUGGAGCCUCUUCAGUCACCAGCCUAGAGGUUGAUAAUUAUGCCCCAUACUGGACUUCAAAACUGUCAACACCACCACCUCUGCCCAGACCGCGAGAGCUCAACAUUGAAGAACGAAUUCCGUUGUAUCUCCAUAAUCUGGGUAUUGACCAGUCUCCUUCAACAAUCUUGACUCCAUUUGCGCCCAGAGGGCCAAUCAGAGAACCUGAAUUCUCUCCUACUGAUCUCUGUACAAUUAAAGGAUCCAUUGGAACCCCAACCAAGAGCACACAACCAUCUGAAGGUGGCAGUCCUCAUAAAGGAGAGUUUUCCAGGUCCAGUAUUCUGUCAGUGGACUCCACUGUAUCCAUACCGUUGAGCCUGGACAGUCUUGCUCCAGCUGUAUCCAUCCCAGAACACACCAGGCGGGCUUCUCCUUCUACUCCAUCAGAUACAGAAGCUAUUCAGAGUAAAUACAGACGGGCACAGUCCUCCCAGCCUGAUCAAGACUUCCUCUCCUCCAGACUGCAACCCUGCCAGCAGCAGCAAAAGGACAGUGGUAUAGCCGUCAGCCAGAAUGCUGUCCAGCUUGGAGAGAGGUUUGACUCUGACCUCUUGUUAGCUACUAAGGUGAGGUGCGGGGAAAGAGACUUGGAGUCACCCUUGCAAAUGAGCCAUCGUUUGGAGCAAAGUGCAAAAGAUCCUUUUAUUAACUCUAAGGCCUUGGGGGAGAUCCGUAAACUACUCUCUCAGGUGGAGAAAGUGGUGUCUCCUGGGUCUUCCACAGCUUCCUCCGCUUCCCCUGCAGCGCCCCGUCUGCUGUCUGAUGAUGACAUUUUCCUCUCAUUGAGGAAGAACACCAGCAGACUCCAGGAGUCCUCAUUCUCCUCCUUCUCUGCAACAGACCCCAGAACUCAUUCCUCCUUGCUGUGGGCCAGAUCCUCGUCCGAUUCCAUGUUAACCUCAGAGAAACCAAGGCAAAGCUCUAUAGGUCGAGAGAAUCUGACCUCAUCAUGGCAACCUGAUUAUCCAUCCACGCAGUCUCUAACCACUGCACCUGCUGCAGGAACAUACAAAAGGCUACAAGACAGUGCUGUGAGUAGAGGUGCAGAGACAUCUCUUCUUCUUUCCAAAUCAGCCCGGCGGGCUGAGCCUGAGGGCUGCAGCGCUGCACCUCCUGACAACAAAGUCCCAACGCAGCCACCAGUCAUCAAACCUCUGCCAGCUGUGAGUACACAACAGCUCACCUCAACACCUACAGAGACGGCGGGUGUCCCAGAGGAGGAAGAAAAGACUUCUUUUGGAGGUCCUGUACAGAGCAGUUCCUCAUCACCCACCCUGGAGGACACCGAUCAGGGAGUGAUGAGUGAUGGAAGCAGUGACAGUUCACUGGCAGUCAGAGUGGCCAAGUUACUCCAGAGUGAAUCUCCAGCCACUAUGGUGUCCAGUACACCAAGCAUCACUGACCAAGAGGAGAACAAAGCAAGAGAGUGGAUUAAGAUGAAGAUAUCUGGACAGCAGUGUGAACCUCUGGAGUUGGACCAAGAAGACAGAAAGCGAAUUGAAGAGAUCAAGAGAGAGCUGCUGUUAAAAUACCCGAUGAAGAGCCAGUUGAGCACAGAUACAGAGAGCAGUGCAGCAUCCAGUGUAAGAGUCCCGAGGGGGCAGGACCCACCUCAGCCUGCAGAGACAUUCACCGCCCACAGUGAUGCGAACAACCAGCUGUCACAGCCGGUGCAAGGCCUCAGCACGAACCUCUCAGAUUCCUGUCUGCAGCUUCAAAGCUCUCUUCACCCAGAUCUAGAAGCUCAAGUACUGAAGAUAGCUGCCAGAGAAGGAGUAACCCUCCCUAGAACAAACCCUCGGGCCCUCACAUCCAUCACCAUCGCCACCCGCAAGCGUUCCACCUCACCCUCUCCUUCCACGUCACCUGCUCCUCCCAUCAGCCCAGCCCCAGAGCCUCUCCACCUGACCGAGCUCUCCACAGGAACAGUCGAAUGUCCUCAGGCUAAAAGGCCCGCUGCUCAGAAUGAAGACGAUAAGACAACAAGAGAGCCAGAAUCAGUGUUUGAACCGAACAGCAGUCUCUACACCAGAAAACAAAGUCUAAAUGCUCAGUUAAUGUCAGGAAAUCAGAAGAGACAAGAUGCUGUUGGAUGUCAGUUUGAAGAACCUCCUCCACCCUCACAGGGUUUGAAUAGAGAGGAUGUGAAUGCAAAAGAAGACAACACACCGUCUUUUCGGAGAGAUGAUGAGUUAUCCAUUCAGGACAGCUCUGUUUCUGGUUCUCAUGGAGCUGAGCAAACUGCAAGCUCAUCCACAUCUGAAUCCCCCGCCAGGACAGGUCACGUCUCACAUGUCCAUCUCACCCUGUCCCCGAAAGCCACGGAUCACAACUUGGCGAUUGCUGUGCCCCCAAGUCAUGCUGAUGCUGUUGCGGGGAUGCCACGUAGAGAAUUUGUUCCGCUCAGACACUCUCCAUCUGCUGCCAGCAGUCCGGACGAAGGCGUUGGUUUGUCCAGUCCACCAGAGUGGUACGAGACCCCAGAGCCAAAAAGACAGCAGGGGCAUGAAAGAGUGGGCACCUCAUCCCUGUUUAAAGCUGCUGUACCUGCGGGGAGAAUGGCCUCCACAUCCAAACAAUCCUUUACACCAUGUUACAGAGCUGAAGCUUCUCAAGGACCCUUAACCACUGAAUCACCAGCAGUGCCUGUCCUGCUGCCAUAUAAACCCCGGGGCAGCGAGGAGCUCUUCUACGUCCCUCAAGCAGAAGCUGACGUCUCCUCUACAGGCCCUUCGGACACCACCAUGGAGAGCUCACACACAGGCUCAGACGACGCUGUGCCCCCACGCUUCAGCAGUGAGGUCCUCGGGCACCAGGACCCGGGGUUGGACCGUGGAGUCACCAUCAGACACACAGAGGGGAUCUACAGCAAGAGGUUGAAAACAGCCACCUUCAAAAUGCAAGCACCUGGACACAGAGGCGCCUCUGUGAUAGCAGACAAAAGUUCACAAACAAGUCUGAGCCAAACUCCAAAGACGUCUUCUCAAGUAUCCCUUGCCUUUACCAGAGUGCCUUUAUCGAGCAACCAAGAAUCGUCCAAGAGAGACCGUGGGACCAGCCCACUGCAGUUUCUUCAUUAUAAUCAACCAGAGCCAAGUCGUGAGAGAUUUCAGCCAGUUCAUGAGGAAAUGGAUGAAGAUGAGGCGAGCCAUCACCUGGACCAAAGCCCUGACCCUCAGAAAGGAGGAGAGCGUGACCAGCAGAGGAGGGACCCCGACCUCCCUCACCCUGCUUCCCAGCAGAGCAACAGCAGUCUGGACGAGCUGUGGCAGAGGUUCUGCGAUCGGUGGACCAUCGAAGAGUCCCGUCCAACAAGAGAGGCAUCGCUGCUGGAGCGGCUAGAGCGCCUGUCUCGUCUUAUUCAAAGCACCAGGGGCACCGAUAUGUCAGAAUCACAGGACGAGGAAUAUCAUGAUCCUUACAGCACAAAACAGAGGCGAGGAAGGAGAGGAGAGGAUGCUACAAGGGAAGAGAAAAGGCGGGACGUCAGAGAGGGUAAAAAGAGUUUACAUGCUGAGGCCAGAGAGUGGAAAGUCAGAGGAAGUAGAAAAUUUGAUGAAGAACCUCCCGUCGCUUGUCAGCCCUGGACGCAGAAAACACCUGAACCUUUAGACCAGGACAGUCGCACCUCCCUCACCUCCAGCCUCUCCCACAGCUCCUCCCAGAGUCAGCACCUCUGUCUCGCAGACAGAGACAAGUCAGAGACUUUGUCCACCUUAUCCGGCUCCAUGUCCACCGUCGACACGGCCCGCCUGAUCCGAGUCUUUGGCGCCCACAGAGUCCAGCACCUGAAAACCAGCUCCAGCCUCAGUAAACUUUACGACACGAUCAACAAGCAGAAAGAUGGGAGGGAGCAGAGGAGAGGGAGAAACAAAGAAUCUCUGUCCAUCAUCACACCAUCAGAGACCAUCGGCACUGAUGAAGCCUCAGUUGCUGCUGAUUCUGCAUCUUCAACCAGCACUUCCUCCCUCCCACUGCAUCGUGGACCCACCAAGACUCUGGCAGCGAAGAAGGCCGUUAAACUGGUCAGCAAAGGCAUCCAGACAGCAGGUGACCUGGAGAUUGUUAGUAACGGGACUCGACGCCACACCAGAGAUGUUGGAACCACGUUCCCCUCGCCUCGUGAAACCAGAGCUUCGAGGCAGAAUUCAUCUUCCUCCACAAGUGUAGAGAGAGGAAGAGGAGGGCGGAGGAGCCCCUCUAAAAUUCAGUCCUCAGAAAAGCAGAGAAAGAGCAAGCGGAGCCCAUCUAAGCCCUACCCUGAAGGCGUUUCUUGGUUCAUCUCUGCUGACGACGUGAGAUCGGAGGCAAGGAAGGAGAACCAGCAGGAGGAGGAGGAGUCGACGUGGAGGCCGAGCACCGCCUGGUUUGAACCGUAUAGCAGAAUACACCCGUGGAGAGAACCGCUCAGACAGAGACAAGUCCAUGAAGAACUAAACAAACAGUCUAACUUCAUACAUUGUGCUGAACCUGAUCCAGAUCUGAGAACCAAAACAAUGUCCUCUGGUCUGGCACACGUCUCUCUCCAGGAGGCUCUGGAGACGCGCCGUCCAGAGUUCAUCUCUCGGUCCACACAGAGGGUGAAGCGUCUGGCUCUGCAGGUGGAGGAGAGGAAGCUACAGGCCGUCUUCACCAGAGAGAGACACGAUCUCAUCAACCAGCACGGAGGACCGGGGAGGCUGCUGAAGCCUGCAGGCACUGCUCUGCUCAGGAGAGCUGUUCCCAGGAAGGAGAUGAUCCAGAGAUCCAAACUGAUCUAUGAGAAUCUUCCGGAGGUGCAGAGGAGGAGAGAGGAGGAACGAAGGAAAACAGAGUACAGAUCUUACCGGCUGAACGCCCAACUCUACAACAAGAGAAUCACCAACCGUGUCCUGGGCAGACAAACAGCAUGGCAGUGAUCAAACGGAUCAGCAAAACUUUUUUACUGUAAAUUAAAUCAGUGACGUGAAAACAUUUUUAACAACUUUAAGAACAAAACUACCUAAUUUAACUAAAAACAUGCUUUUAUUUAUUAGUGACCAAAUUGUUUGUAGUUGGUAUUUUAAAGAUUAUGUUGAGAAGUAAAUUCUACUCAAACAGUAGCAUCACUGACAUGUUUGACUUGUCACUUAGAGACCAGUGUAUUGUUUUAGCUGGUUUGACUAAAGAAUGUAUUUUAAUGUGAAAAAUAAACCAG